Tetrahymena thermophila SB210 is the source of this 7683-nucleotide messenger RNA. RefSeq lists its product as hypothetical. The record is from RefSeq and is a predicted model, not a curated record. The transcript has 15 exons. Gene Ontology annotation, molecular function: ATP binding; protein binding. NCBI's taxonomy places the organism in Eukaryota, Ciliophora, Oligohymenophorea, Hymenostomatida, Tetrahymenidae.
AUGAAAAAGAAAGCACAAUAAGUUUCUAAUUCAAAGGUAAAAAAAGACUAAAAAGCUACUAUCUUAGUCAAGUAAGAAGAAGGUGCAGCAGAUAACUUCAAUAAAGAGAUUAAGGAACUUUUAGAAAGUAAGUGCUUCAAUUUUAUUUAAAACCUAAACUUCAGACAUAAUAUCAAUUUUGAGAGAAACUACAAAGAAUUUAUUAUAUCAUGGUUUUAAUCCCUUUAUGAUUAUAACGAAUACUAUCAUCUUUCUGGAAAGAAUCAAUAAGUUCCUCAUCAAACAAAGGUUUUAAACCAAAUGCUUCUAUUUGCAUCAGACGUUUGGCCAUUUAGAGUUCAUAAUCAUUUUAUCUCUAGAUUAAGACAACUCAACUUCGACUAGAUAUGCUAUAUUUUAUACCAGCUUGAAUUUUUACUAAAAGGCAAUUUCAAAGAUUGUUUCAGGAUAGAUAUUUCAAUAAACUAAUAAAUGUUUAUGACAGAAUUUAUAGUAAAAAGAACUUUUACACCAUCCUUCGACUUGUUAUUUAUGGUUGGUGUAGAGCAGGUUCCUGUUUUAAAUAGGACUGAUGACUAAAUUACCAAGUUUGAGUAUAUCUAGAAUAUAAUGGUGAUUGAUUUAGUUGGUAGAAAUAGUGCAUUUGACACCUAGUAUAUAAAGCUUAAAUAUGAUUAAUUGCUUAACGAUCCUGCUAGAAUAAAUAUUAGCAGAAUUCCAGCUAUAGAUCCCAAUUCAAAUCCUUAUAGUUACCAUUAUACCAAAGGCUCAAGUUUCUUUUUUGUUUAAAACAAUUCUUAAAAAGGAUAUCAAUAGUUUAAGUCAGUAUUGAUAACUGAGCAAGAACACAAGCUUAAACUUAAAGAUCCACAUUAUAAAUAAUAAGAAUUUGAGUUUGCAUUUACUCUCUAAAAGUUUAUUCCCCAUUUCCUUAAUUUCGAAGAAAGCUAAUAAUAUGAAUAUGAUCCUGAUAUUUAUCGCUGGAUAUUGAAGGAAAAGAAAGUCUUAGAAGAAAAGUUUUAGGAAAAAGAAGAAAGAGCCUUUUAAAAUAAGCUUCUUUUACAAUCUUUUGCUGAUUUUUCUUCUGCUUCAAAUUUAGUAGAAUUGCUCUAAAAAAUUCCUAAUUUGAAUCUUAAAUUAACAUAAGAAGAAAUCAAUGUAAUUGGUUAAUAAGGAAAUGUCUUAGUAAUAGGAAGAUCUGGUACUGGAAAAACAACUAGUGCCUUGCUUCGUCUUUUUGCUAUGGAAAUUUUAUUUCAUAUUAGAGUUUAAAUUUACAUUUCAAAAAAUACCAAAAUUUUGUAGGAUGCUUUUACAAAUGAGUAAAUAGGUAUGCAAAGUGUUUUUAUCACAGCCUCUCCUGUUCUUGCUAAUUAAAUCAAAAGAUAUUACAAAAAAUUGAUAACUUAAGUUAAAGAUGAAAUUAGAAGAAAGCAAGUUUUGUAAAGAACAUAGGUAUAAUCGAGUGAAGAUUAAUCAGAUACAGAAUCUAUUAGUAACCUCACUGUUCAAGAGACAGAAUCUUUCCUAAAGAUUUUGAGUGAAUCACAAGGUUAAGAUAAUAUUGUUACUUCAGAAGAAGAAUAAAUUAUCAACAAAGAGAUUCAAUAGCUUUCAUUUAUUGAGAAAAAAAAUUAUGAUGAAGAAGAAGAAGAAAAGAAUGAUCAUAAUAAUGAAAAUGAUGAUGAAGAUAUGUUUGAAGAAGAUAGUAUGAACGAUAGAUUUGUUAUGACUGAAUAAGGUGUCAAGUUUAAGUCCUUACAAGAUUUGAAAUCUUAAGAUUUUCCUGCUUUUUUGACAGUUAGAUAAUACCUUAUGCUUAUUGAAGGGUGCUUACAUAACCCUUUCUUUUUGAAGGAUAAAGAUGGCAAGCUUGUAUUUUAAGCAGGGCAAAGUAGCUGGGGUAACUAUAAAUCUGAAAAAUAAAUCUAAAAAUUAAAUGCAGAUAGUUAAGAAGAUAGUAUAUUAGAUUAAGAGUAAGAAAUUUAAAAUAAAGAAGAAGAAUUUUAUAAUAAUUACUCAGGGGAAAAUCUAGAAGAGUUAUACUAAAGAUAAAUGUAUUUUUAAACUCACUAACAAUUAGUUGAAAACAUUCCUAAUGUUGAAAAACUUACCCCUAAUGAUAGAAAGUUUGAAGUUGACUAUGCCUAUUUCACAACCGCAUUUUGGCCUAUUGCUUCUGCAAAAUUUAAAGAUUCUUCUUUAAUCUCUUGCAAUACUUUAUGGACUGAAAUAUAUUCAUACAUAAAAGGAUCUUUUCAAAGUUUUACAUAUUUUGAAAGGUAUAUGUCUAGAGAUGAUUACAUGAAGUAAAACCUUAAUCCUUUACUCUCAGAAUAAUAGAAACAAGUUAUUUACACCAUGUUUGAGUAUUAUGAGAAAUGGAAAUUAAAGCAACAAGGAUAUGACUUGAUGGAUUUAGUCAAUUAUUUGUUGAAGGAGAUUCAAAACAAGAAAUGUGAUUUACCCUCUAUUCACUUUACAAUGAUAGACGAAGUUUAAGAUUUGCCUUAUGCAAUCAUUACUCUUUUCUCUAUAGUUAAUGAGUAAAAUCUUUUCUUAGCUGGUGACUCAGCUUAAACUAUUGCAAGAGGUGUUGGAUUUAGAUUUGGAGACCUUAGCAAUAUUUUUACAGAAUUCUCUCAUUUCUUUGAUAAAAAAUUAGAUUUACCAACUACUCGCCAACUCACUGUUAACUUUAGAUCUCAUAACAAAAUUCUUUAACUUUCUAACAGUGUAAUCAGUUUAAUUGAGGGGCUAUUCCCAACUUCUAUCGAUAUACUAAAGAAAGAAAGAUCUAAUAUAGAUGGUAUGAAACCAAUUGUACUUUAAAAUUCAGAUAUUGGGUUUCUAUUCACUUUACUCUAAGGUCAGUAAUCUGAAUAAGGUUAAAUACCUUUAGAAUUUGGUUGUCACUAAGUUAUUAUUGUUAAAGACGAGGAAAGCAAAAAGAAGUUACCUCCAAUUUUACAACAUGCUAUUUGCUUGACUAUUUAUGAAGCUAAAGGUCUUGAGUUCGAUGAUGUUAUUCUUUUUAACUUUUUUGCUGAUAGCGCUGCUCCACACAAUUAGUGGGAGUCUGUAAGCUUAUUUAAUAUUAACUCAGAAAAAAUGUCAAAAGAAACUUUCUUUAGGUAGAUGACAAUUCAUGAUUCAGUCUUCUCUAAAGAUUCAAUUACAGAUGUUAAUGACCCCUUAUUUGCAAGUACUUAUGGUGUAGAAUAUGACGAAAAAAAUGAUAUAGUUACAAUUAAGACAGUAAAUACCAAAAAUCAUGAAUUAAGAAUAUUUGAUCGUAUUAGUAAUGCUCUUCUUUGUUCUGAACUAAAGCAACUUUAUACUGCUAUAACUCGUCCUAAAAAAAGAUUAAUAAUUUUUGAUUCUAAUACUUUAAAUAGAAAGUAUGUUGACGAUUACUGGUAAAAGUAAAAUCUUGUCUCUUUUAUAUCUUAAAACGAUUUUGAACCAACUUAAGAGACAAAUACUAAGAACGAUAAGGUUUAGCUUAACUAAACCUUAACAAAAGAGAAAGAAUAAGUUAUAGAUAGUGUAAAGCAACUUCUUGUAAAGAAUACACCUAAUGAGUGGCAUGAGUAAGGAUUGAAGAUGUUUAAAUAUAAAUACUUUGAAUAAGCUAUAAAGUGCUUUAAGAAAUCAGGCAAUUUAUAAUGGGAAAAGAAAGCCUAGGCAUACUAUGAAGCAUCAGCUAAUUCACAAAGAAUAGUUGAUAUAGAAAAUAACCUCUAACUUCUUAAAAAAGGCAUAGGUACUUAUUCUCUGUGUAACAGUUAAGCUAAGAAGAUAGCUAAAUCUAAUCUUUAAAAAGAGCUCAAAUAAGCUUAAAGUAAAUUUAUUGAAAUAGCUGAAAAGUUCCUCGAAAUAAACAGAAAAAAGCAAGCUGCCUAGUGCUAUUUUUCAGGUUGCUAAUAUGAAAAAUCAGCAUAAAUUUACUUAGAAAUUGAUUUUAUUAGAGAAGCAGCUGAGUCCCUAUUUUUGCAAGGAAAUAAAUUUAAAUAAGCAUCAGAACUUUAUGAAAAAAUAAAAGAUUUCCACAAGGCUCUUUAAUGCUACGAACAUAUUCAAGACUGGAAUCAAGCUUUGAUGCUAAUUUAGAGAAAUCCAAGCAGUUUUGAAAGCGAUGAAUACGAAAAAUUAUUGGAUAAAUACACUUAAUUUGCUUUCUAAUAAAUUAAUCAGGAAUUAGAAAAUGCCAACAAUCCAAAACAAGUUUAAAAUGAAACCAUUUAAGAAAAUGAAUCUGAUGAAUCUUUUUCAUCUUUUGACUCUGACCAUAUUUAAGAUGAAGAUAAAAAUGAAGAUGAAGCAGGUGAUUAAUUAAAUUAGUAAAGCGUUAUUGACUAAAAAAUUGAUGAAAUGACUUUUAACGAUGAUAGUUUUGAAUAAAUCAAUAAUAAUUCUAAUUAACUUUAACACAGUAAUUAGAAGAGUAAUUCCAAGAGCAACUACCAAGUAAUAGGAACAGGAAUUUCUAAUUCUAAUGUAAGUGAAAUGAGUUUUGAUCUACUUUCAAAUAUUGAUCAUAAUGAUGAAUGGUUAGGAGUUAAUAAUUAAUCUAUGAUUGAUAAGCUAAACUAAUCAAGAAAAUCUCAAAGUCAUACCUUUUCUGAGUUUUCUAUUUUGGAAAAUAGUGGAAUUGUUGGAGAUGAAUUCUAGAUUAUUUAAACCAAGGAAAAUACAAGUAUUUCUGAUUAAAUUCUUAUCAGAGUCUUAAAUUUACUUGCUAUUACUGAUACUUAGAUCAAAAAUCAACUAAAAGAAAUUUUAAAUUAAGAAAAUUAAGAAGAAGAAAUUGUUUUAGAUAAAAUAUCAAUAGAAUAAGCACCCUAAUUAAAGAAGAUAAACUGUGAUAAAAUAGACAGGUCUUUAAAUUUAUAGGUUAUAAAGAAUUUAUAAAAUUAUAAUUAAUCAAAAUUGUGUUUAUAAAUUUGUAAUCGCUUCUAAGUAUAUGAUAUGAUAACUUCUAUUUUAACUUAACUAGCAUAUAGUUACUCACCUUUUUCUAAGUGCAGUGCUAUUGUUUAGCCUUCUCAUCUAAACUAAUAAGCUCAAUUGUUUAUGAGAAAGUAAAAGGAUUUGUCAAUCAUCUCUAACACCGCUAUCCAUUCAAUUUUUGAGUCUUUGAAUCCUGAGUUAAUUCAAAAUAGCGAUGGAAAUUUGAAAGGAAAUAAUAUUUUCAACUCUGAGUUUAUCAAAUCCUUAUUGCUUUUUGGUUAUUGGAAAAGAAUUCUCUUUUUAAUUGACAAGAAGUCAGCUCUUAGUAUAGCACAAGUUUUUGGUGAUUUUUCUUCUUAUAAAUUGCUUUAUUUAGAUGAAAAUUAGUCAUAAGCCAUUAAUAAAAAUGUUAAUGUACCUAAAUUUAAUUUACUUCCUUAAGAAGAACCUACUGAUGAAUAAGGAAUAUAAUUAGCUAUUAUGUCUUUGGAACAUUAUAUUUAUCAUUAUAUUGAUAAAAAUUUUGUACCAAUUAACUCAGUUAAGCAAUUUGCUUUUCCUUCAUAUUUCAAAUUUAAUAAGUUUAUUUGGAGUAUUUUCAAUAAAAAUAAAACAAAUAACACAGAUAAAACUCAUUUCGACUCUGUUAAGGAUCUAUUGGCAACUGCUAAAUCUAUUUUAACAAAACAUGAACAUGGUCUAAGCUAAAUUUAAAUAUUUGAUUGUAUAACAGCUUUCUUAUUGCUCAUUAAUUAUGAUAAUUAAUUUUAAAUUUUUAAUGAUAAACUUCCUCAAGAAGUUUAAGCACUUCUUCGCAGUAUUCCUGUGAUUAUAUCUAGAUUUUAAAAAUAAUAUAUCAAUAAUUACAACAAGAAUUCAAAUAUCAUCCUCAGAGCCAUUUUAAGUAUUUAUUAAGUUAGAACUAUUCCAGAUUAAGAUAUCCUAAGUAUUUUUGGCAGAAACAGAGUUAUCAUCAAAAAAAAUAACUAAUUAGCAUCUAGAAUUGUUAAAAAUUAUAAAGGCUUGUCUGAUCAAGGUAAUAUGUAUUACUGUGAUAUAGAUUUUGAACAUAUUUUAGCUCCUGAAAAUGGUUUUACAACUAAAAUUAUUAACUACACAAAAGAAGAACUUAAUGAAAUAUUGAGCAAACUCCACUCAUCAAAUAAAGCUCCAAAAGCUAACUUUGAGAAUGAAGAAAUCUAAGAAUAAAUAAAUAAAACAGAGUCAAAUAAUUUAAUAAACAUAUCUGAUUAGCAAAGAGUGCAAUUAAGAAUCGAUUAUGCUAGCAAAUAACUCAAUUUCAAACUAAACGACUUGGAAAAAAGACUUUCAGACAAUGAAAAUAUUUUAUUGCAACAUGGAUUUGUUGAGAAAUUUAACUAAAUAUCUUUUGACAGAUAUAAAUAAAAUGAAGAUGAAUUUUACCAUAAUAUGGCUAAACUGACACUUAUCAACCUUGUUAUAAAUUAUGCAUCAAAUAAAAAGAUCAAUUUAAUUAUCCCUAAUGAUACUAGAUAUACUGGAUUAUUAGAAAAAUUAGAGGAAACAUAAAUGGUUAUGUUUAAUUCUUAGCAAAUCUAAAAUUUCAAGAAAUAAAAUAAAUUGGCAUUACUGUUAAAUUUAAAUGAUUAUGAUAAUUUUGAAGAUUUAGAUGAAAUAUGCUAGCUUAUACUAAAAAUUUCUGAGAAGUAAAAAAAAUAAAGUGAAAUUUAUAUUUGUGAAACACCUUAAGAUUGUGAUUGUGAUUAUCAUAGAUAUGAUGUCUAGUACUUAAUAGAUAUCAUUUUUAUUAUCUUUGCUAACAUAAAUGAUGCUGAGGAAGAGUCUUUAAAAGAUCUUAUUAAAGCCCUCUAAAAUCUAAAGUUUAAUUUCGAACAAUCUAAUUUUUUAUAAAGCAGCAGAAAUUAUAAAAAAUUAAUUUAAAGUCAAUCAAUUGAUGAUAUGAGAGAUUCUAUGCUAGAUUUAAUUGAAGAAGAAGAGUUUGAAGAUCAUUUUGGUCAAUGGAUUAGCUUAGAGAUAUUUAAUAAUAAUACACAUGUAGAAAAUGAAAAGAAAUUUAAAGAACUUAACAAACUAAUUAAAAAUGAAAUCUCAAAGAAAAAGCAAGCUGCAAUUAAAAUUUACAAAUUUUUAAUGAAGAAUAAGAACAAAUUAAUGUAGAUUUAAUUUGCCUUUAAGUAGAUAAAUUUGUAUACAGAUUUCUUUGAUAGGUUUGCUAAAAAUGUUAAUUAGGAUUAUAUUAGACAAUUUAAGUAUCAUUUAGUAAAUACUUAAAAUAUUUAUUGUCUGUUUUAGAUUCUAAGAGAUAGCUAAAAGGAACUUCUAAAAGCUUAUUAUGAACUGCCUUCUAUUAAUUCUGAUUCCAUUAAUUAAAUCCUUAAGAAAUUAAAUGAGAAUCGUUAACUUUUCAAAUAAUUAAGUGAUGCCUUUAAUGAAGUCAUUUUAGAAUCAAUCUCAAAAUAAAUUGACAUAACUCAAUCUAAAAGAAUAAUUGAAUAAUUAAAUUAAACUAUCUCUAAUAGCUUUGGUGAUUACACAACAUUUGUUAAAGAGAUAUUUUAAAUUAAUAGUGCUCCCAAUAGAAAUAAAAAGAUAUUUGAGGCAAUUUAAACUAAAAAGUCUGCAUAAAGCUAAAAGAUUUUAUCUCUGUUAAAAAAAAGACAGAAUAUUAUCAAAUAGCAAAAAAUAUAAGAGCUCAAAUAGCUCAAAUUUAUGAAAUAAAAGAAAUGA